AUGCGUCCCUUCCUCACGCUUCUCCUUCUGGUGACAGAGGCCGCCGGCCACGCUAUCCCGGCUGUCGACAGCAACGAGAUCGCCGCCCGAUCGACCUCGACCUACCGGGCCCCCAAUGGCGUCCAGUUCGCCGUAGAGACGGGCUUCGACCACCACGGCGGCGACUACAAGUCCGUCACCGCCAAGAGCCUCAACGACUGCAUCAACGUGUGCUCGACCCAGGCCUCGUGCCGUGCAGUCUCCUACUCGGGCAAGACGUGCUGGCUCAAGUCUUCCAUCCAGCCCGCCGUCGCCAACAGCAAGACCACCAACGCUGUUCGCUCUCAAUAUGUGCCCAAGCCCAUCUCCUGCCCUGCAGACGGCAGCAGCCGGGUCAAGGGCCCUGAUGGACGGUCCUUCACCGUCCAGUGCGGCGUUGACCACCCCAAGGGCGAUCUCAAGCACGUCCAGACGCCCGACUUUGCCAACUGCAUCAACCUCUGCGACGUGACCUCUGGCUGCGUGGCUGCGAGCUUCCGCUCUGGCACCUGUUACCUGAAGAAGUCGCUGCAGCCCGCAGUCGCCGUCUCAGGGGCCAACACUGCCGUUCUGAGCUCCAUGCUGCCCACCGGCCCGGUCUUCUGCCCCGGCCCCAACGGACAGGUGAUCAAGGAGACGAGCGGCCGGACGUUUACCGUCUUCUGCAACGCGGACCGUCCCGGCGGAGACCUGGCGAACAAGGCGCUGGCCAACUUUGGAGACUGCGUUGCUUGGUGCGACGAGACCAAGGGGUGUGCUGCCUCUGUCUUCCACGACGGCCACUGCUGGCUGAAGAGCAAGGUUACUGCUCCCACCCCACGGACGAACAGCCAGGUGGCUGUGCUCGACUCGGCGCUGAGCCCUCCGCCUUCCCUCUGCCCUAGCCAGAACGGCAAGCAGAUCAAGGAGUCGACGGGCAGAAGCUUUACGGUUGCCUGCAACGUCGACCGGCCUGGUGGCGAUCUGGCGUCGAAGAGCCUCCACAGCUUCAGCAGCUGCGUUGCCUGGUGUGACCAGACCAGUGGAUGUCUUGCUGCUUCCUACCACGACGGCAUGUGCUGGUUGAAGAAGACGCUGAACAAGUCUACGACACGAGCCAACGGCCAAGUUGCUGUGCUGAGCAGCAAGCUUCCGCAGACCUCGACUAAGGUUACGUCUACGUCUACCAAGAAGACGACGACCUCUACCUCGACUAAGAAGACUACUACUACUACAUCUUCAAGCACCAAGACCACCACUACGUCUACUUCUACCUCGAAGAGCACCUCAACCACCACCGCGGCGUCGUCUACGUCGACUAGCUCUCAGUCUUCCCAGACUUCUACCAGUGCUUCCGCCUCAAGCAGCACUUCUACUGCCUCCUCCUCCAACACCAGCCCUGCUGCUACCACCGGCCCAGCCGAUGCCACGUCCUCCUCAUCUUCCUCUAGCAGCAGCUCCGCGGCUUCCACCCCUUCGACUGAUGUUCCGGCUACGACAUCCUCGGCUUCUUCAGCUUCUACGACCGAGUCCAGCGCUGACAGCACCUCGACAAGCACCAAGGAUGCUUCAACGAGCGUCCCAGAUGCCACGUCGUCGAGUGCAGCCACCACCACCGCUGAUGACGUUACCGUCACAACCGAUAUCCCAGGCAGCCUGGACAUUCCCGCUGGCCCCCUGAAGCUCCCCGCCCAGCCAACCGUGACUCUUCGUCCGCUGGCUCCCCCCAACGUCGAUGUUUCAAGCACCGAUGUGAUCAAGCCCAAGGAGGUCUCCCAGCUCUGGUUCGGAAACACAAACCCGCCGUCUGACGCCUCGGAUGCCGUCAACGCCCCGACCGUCCGAGUCAACAUGACCUUCCAGUAUCCCUCCGUCAUCCUGGACAACUCUGCCAACAUCCUCAACAUCCAGUGCGGCUCGGGCAGCACCCUGUCAGCCAGCUUCAACGGCGCAGAUGCCUACAACGCCGCCAAGCAGUCUUGGGCGGCUGCCGAGGGCAGCAGCGACAGGCUCAUCAUCGUCACCGCCGACCCCGGCUGCAGCUCAGACGGCCACUACGUCUACUUUGUUGCCAGCAGCAUCUCCUUCAACGACGGCUCCAAGUCUGUCAGCUGCUCUGGUUCUACUGAGUCGGUUGCUGAUAUUACCCAGGAGGUUGGUGUUGACUUCGGUGUCAUUGAGACUUCUGUGCCCACGCUUGAGGCGAACCCGGAGCUUGCAACUGCAUAUGGCUGUACUGUGCCUGACACCACAGAGGUCCGUGGCUUGCCGGCCAUCUACUGUGGUCCUGACUUUGAUCAGCGGUUGAACAACAAGCUGGGCUACUAUUCCAUUGAAGAUGCUGACAUCGACACCACCUUGGCGGCUGUCAUCCCUGGUGUCCAGCCAAGUGACGUGGAGGCCCGCGCCCUUCUCGAGGGCAGAUGCUGGCCCUCAAUCGCCUGUAAGGCCGUUGCCUGGGUUGACAAGACCGCGACCAAGGCCUACAACGCCGUCGCCGACGGUGCCAAGUCCAUCGGUAACAGUCUCGGCAGCAUCGCCUCGGACCUUGGAAAGGAUGCGCUCAAGAACCUGGGCAAUCUCGGCAACACCGUGCUCGGAAUGGCCAAGAACUUCGCAUCGGGUAUCCUGGCGGCGGCCAUCUUCAUCGUCACCGGUGACUAUAACAGGUCCUUUGACUUCCCCAUCAGCAUUGCGCCGCCCAAGAGCGCGCUGGACGAUUCCCCCUGGGGCGAUGGCUUCAAGUUCUACACCUGGACCCCCGACAAGGGCGAGUACUGGAAUGCCCAGGAUGCGGCCCUCGACAAGAUCAAGGGCGUCGUCAUCGGCGAGGCUGACCCUGAGCCCGGCGUUGAGUUCUGGUGUGUCGACUGCCACGUUGACGGCAAGCUCAAGCUCCUCGGCAGCGCGUCCUUCUCCCUGACCAGCGGCCUGACCAAGGCUCAGCUGUCUCUGGACGGAAGCCUGGAUGCUGGGCUCUACCUUGGUAUGAACGCCUUUGCGCAGUGGAACCCCAAGAAGGAGUAUGACUUCUUGUCCCUGGGCCUGCCGGGGCUGUCCAUUCCCGACAUCUUCGCCAUCGGACCUGUGCUGUCUCUGGGCAUCUCCGUCGAUCUGGACAUCAGCGCUGUUGGACAGUAUCUUGUUGGUGCUGACAUGCAGUGGACUUCUCUUUCAGCCAAGCUGGAUGUCCUCAACCCUCGCAGCUCCUCCAAGUCGGGCUGGACUCCCAACAUCCGGGACACGGUCCAGGCUGAUGGCAGUCUGACGGUCAACUCCACUCUCGGCCUCCCUGUGACCCUCGGAUUUGGCAUCAACAUCCUCAAGGGCAAGUAUGACAAGGAAAUCAAGCUUGUCGAUACCCCUGGCGUCCGAGCCAGCCUGGAGUACGACUUCACCAACGAGGUCAACAACGGCGAGGUCAACACCGACCCCGAGGAUGGCUGCUACGGCAUCCACUGGAGCGUCGGCAUGGUCAACACCCUCGUCCUCGACCUCUCCGACAUCAAGCAGGGCACCUACACCCUGGACGAGUACGACGCCCCCGUCUUUGCCUCGGGCUGCGUCGGCGAGAACCUCUCCAUUGCGCCCCCUGCUACCACCGUUGCUCCCCCCUCAGGUGGCACCACCUCCGUUCCCCCCUCCGGCGCCGACUGCGGCUCCCUCAGCUGCCCCGGCAGCGACGGACAGACUUGCUCUUCCAGCGGUGCCGCGUUCCAGAUCAGCUGCGGCCUCAUUUACGCGGACGUCCUCUACAGGGUCGCCAGGACUAACAACGCUGCGGCCUGCGUGAACAUCUGCGCGACCGAUGACCUCUGUGUCGGCGCCAACUUCUUCGGCCAGAUGUUCGGUGCCAUGCCCGACUGUAUGAUGUACAGGGGGGGCGCUCCCAGCUCGGCGGCGCCGGCCAACAUCAUCUGGAGCUACAGGAAGGUGUCCUCGCCGCACAAGAAGCGUAUCCAGCUGCUUGACCGUGCCCCGACGACGCUCACCACGAUUGCGUCCAUCAGCCAGACUUCUUCUGCUGGGACUGUUGCUGGCACCGCCACCGGAACGGCCAGUGGCAACGUCCAAGCCAAGAUCCUCGCGGAUACUCUCACUCGCACGGCUUCCCCUGCUGCCACGGACCCUGCCACGGAUACUUCUGUUGCUUCUGUCACGGCUUCCGCCACGACUACCAAGACAGAUGCUUCUACCACUGCCACCGCAACGGAUGCCACUUCCACCGCCACGAGCACCAGCUCCCCUGAUGACGGCCCCCACGAGUCCAGCCCCGUCGUCCUCAAGGACGCAACCGGCCAGUUGCUCAUCAACCCGCACGUCAACGGCAGCCUCUUCGUCUCCGCCGCCGACAGCACCGUGUCCAUGGAUUCCCUCACCAACGGCGCCUCCUUCAUGGCAGACGUCACCCGGCCCCUCGUCACCGGCGACUCGGUCAGCCGCAUCCUGUACUACUUCCCCAGCACCAUCACCGCCGUGGGCGCCUCGCGUCUCCGCCUCGCCACCUGGGACGCCAUCCCCCUCGGCGCCGAGAUGAUCACGCUGUUCCCGGUGGUGACGAGCACGGGCUCGACGGUCCUUGUGCCCAUGGACAGCAUGCAGAACGUGUUUUACCCCUUUGUCUGCGACAUCAAGGGCCAGCUGAACAAGAUCUUCCUCGUCAGCGACAAGGAUAGCGGUGCGGCGACGCUGAUGGAUUCUGAUUUGGAGUAUACCGUUGUCGGCGGUGUUGCGCAGACGUGUGUUCCCCUGGCCAUGGUGGCUGAGCAUCUGCCUGGCUGGAGUGCCCCUGGGGCUACUACUUCUAACAAGGCCACUCCUACAACGGCCACUUCUACCAAGGCCACUACUACCAAGGCUACGGCGGUUACCAUCACCCCUUAG
Trichoderma reesei QM6a is the source of this 4881-nucleotide messenger RNA. RefSeq lists its product as uncharacterized. The transcript is spliced from 2 exons. Bases 1 to 4881 code for a protein of 1626 amino acids. The record is from RefSeq and is a predicted model, not a curated record. NCBI's taxonomy places the organism in Eukaryota, Fungi, Ascomycota, Sordariomycetes, Hypocreales, Hypocreaceae.